Messenger RNA from Paramuricea clavata, 17066 nucleotides. The record is from the annotation of a GenBank genome assembly. NCBI's taxonomy places the organism in Eukaryota, Metazoa, Cnidaria, Anthozoa, Malacalcyonacea, Plexauridae.
AUGACAGAGAUUCUUGCUCUGCUUGUACUUUUGAUUGUUCUGCCAAGUAAACUUGAUGGUAAGUGGGUGUUAUAUAAAUGUAUAUAGCUCAUUAAAAUACACGUUGGAUCAUUUACUAAUUAUUAAGAUUGUGUUGGCAUAUCACUUGAUUGAGUAAUACUUGAAGGGUUUUGUAGAUGAAAAUGAUUUACUUGUGUUUUUUUAUGAAACAGUUUUUUGGAUGGAUUGGACCUAAACAGGAACAGUUGCGAUUUUGAUAUUUAUGCUCAUACCUUAACAUGGUAGUACCUUAGUAUAAUAUAUUUACAUGAACUUGUGGUUAGAGCUCGACGACAACUCGAAAUUCAAUGCCACUGAAUAUGCUUAUCUAUUAUUCAUAUAUCCAUAGUUAUUCAUAUUUACGACAAAACAUAGAUUUUGCGGUGCUCUUAACACAUAUUUAAGUAAAUAUUUUUAACUUGCUAUCCAGCAACACUCUUUGUAAGUUCCAGAUAUAUCCUUUUUCAUUAGAAAAUAAAAAUUACAAUAAUUAUUUUUUAAGUAUAUCAAAUAUUAGUACAAAUAAUACGGGCAACCUUUCUCCCCUCUUGUUAAAUUACAGGAGAGACAAUCAGGUGCGCCGUAGCCACGGGGGCAGCGAGGGAAACUGCCCCCGUUGCCGAAACAGUGCGGGCGCGGCACGGAGGCAACAGGUUGCCCUUUUUCACCAGAACUGCGCUUCGAAAUUUGUGCGUUAUUCACAUGAAUUGGAAUUUAUAAAUAUUUUUAAGCAAUGUUUAAGCAAUAUUUGCUUAAUUUUAACCAGGCCGCGGAAUCACUUUUGUAUAAUUAUGAUCAAAAUCAAACGAUUUUAUGUCGUUCACGAGCUGAACGAAAAUUUUUUGAAAAUAUGGAGUCCCUAUAAAGUUGGAAAUGACCUUUACAGAGCCUGUGUUAUGCAAAAAGUACACGUUCUUUCUAACCCCCAAAAGGGCAUUUUUUCACUUUUAAAAAAGUGGGGAGGUACAUGCCCCUAUUGCCUCCCGGUUCCGCGGCCCCUGAUUAAUGCUAAAUCAGGCAAUAUACGUCCGUUUACUGAUUUUAUUUUGCGUCCUUAACAUCGUGCAACAAAUAAAAUUAUUCAAAUUAAUGUCGAAGUUUGCCGACCCACAAUAGCAAUAAAUAAUCGGAUAUCCAUACAAUAAAGUUUUAUCAAAUAUUGCCACCCAGAAAAAUAAUGGCUGAGAAGCAAGUGUCCUUUUCCAAUUGCUGCCCCCGCCGCUUCACAUCGCUUCCGGUGCCCCUGGAGACAUGCAUUAUCUUUAACGUCACUUACUACCAGAAGUCCCGGCUCCAUGAAUAUAAUUAAUAAUUAAUCACCCAAGCCCCUAUUAUAUGAAGAACUAGCCGGUAAAUAAUAUUUACUGCGGACCAGAAGUUGACCAUUGGUAACGCUUCAACCCCACAAAUACACCAAGAAUGUGUAUUCUCCAUAGACGAAUAAAGGCAACUCCCACAAUAGUUGUAAUUAUAUAUAAGACAGCUUUUGUCAGAUGAUAGUAAGACUUGUGUUUUAACAUUACCGUCACUUACGCUGCAACUGCAUAGAGUCAAGGACGCACGGGGAAAAUCUGAGAUAUAAGAAACCUGAAUGGCGCCAAGAAAAUUACAAGCAGCUUCUCCACAAGGCUUCUAUAUUAGAAGUUCUGAACUGGGAUGCCGCACGUGGUAACACGACAAACAGAGCUGACCAUCACUGUAGUUUAUGUACUGUUUAAUAAACAAGCAGGAGUAUUUUACUAGGUUUAAAGCCACGAGCUUAUCCCUUUUGGCCUUCUUUUGCUUUCUAUACAAUACACGAUUACUGGUUAUAUUCUUUGCCAAUUUUGUCAGGCCGGCACCAUUUUGCAAUUCAAAUUCUUUCUAUUUUUUUUAAAUCGAUCUUCGGGAAAAGUUUACUGAUACCUUCUGAAAGGUCCUAUCUCAGGGUAGCUCUUACUCCAUUUAACAAAUUUACAAAUAUAUUGCUCUUGCCCAAUAUAACUGUUGUAAAAACACAACACUGAAAAUUUAAAGAACCAGAUGCAUCAAGGUGUGUCAAACGGCUCUGUUUCUCUCUUCUCUCUACAUCUACAAUGGAAAAGCAGCAAUGUAUCUUGAUCAAUAUGCUAAAAUAUGUCGCCAAACCGCGCUUGUUAAAUAUCAAAUAGAAACAAAUUUGAAAUAAAUGAAAUUUUUCAAAUCGAACCCUAAAUGCAAAAACCCAGGAUUAUAACACUAAUGUCGGCGAAUGAAGGUUGAAAUUUAAGCGUUAAUAGGCUACAUUAGAGGUAUAUAAACAUGCACGUAUUUUAUAUAGUGCAAAGUUUUGUAAAACUCAAACUUUCCUAAAUGCUUUUUAGUCAUCGAUCUACAGUACACAACAUCCAAAUUGUUUUGUAACUCAAAUUUCCAGUAUAUUAAUGACUGAGCUCGCUUUCCUAGCCUUUGCCCAGUUAUGGACAGACACAUUAUGUAGUUCAAGCUACUGAUUGAUUUUAACAAAAGGAAACAUAUUAAAAUUAGAUGGAAAAAAUUUCUUAAAACAUACAAUGAAUAAUUGAUUACACUUGAAUAUUGAACGUGAAGCCAAAUCAAAGAUCAAAUUUCACAGUGAGAUAUAAAUCGAUUAGAUUAGGUGCAGAAAAUAUAUCGUUCCAGGCAAAUGUUAUGCCAGGAUUUUAACACAGAAUUUGAUAAAUUUUAUACAUUUUGCUUAAUGUUAGACAAAAUCUGCAAUAAACGUUUGAAUUCACUGGAAUACUUGCGAUACCAAACGCACAUACAUCAUCAAUUAAACCGUGCUUGUUGAUUUUCAUUGUGUUCGAGACUCGCUCUUGUUCAGUAUAAUUCAAAGCAGUCGUUUGGCUAAAUGUUACUACUAAACUUUGAAUUGUCGGUAUUUGAUCGAACUUGACAACAUAUUCCUUUUGAACAUUGUUAAAUUUCAAUGAUUUUCGAAUGCCUUGUCACUUGAAUGGAAGUUACAUGUAUUUUAACAUUAAAUCCCUCUUUGUAGAGUUAUAUUGCCUCAUUUCUUGAACUGGCCGCAAUUGUUUAUCAUCCGUGGAAGUUCAAAUUUUCUUUUCGCUAGGCUUAUCUAGAUUCAUAGGAAAACCGAUGGAAUGGAAAUUGUAUGGACCUUUAUUUGAAAUAGAAUGGAUUUUAUUAUCCAUAAUAAAUGUAUAUUUCCAUGCUAUGCAUAAAGUUUUAAAAUAGUAUGGAUAUACUAUAGAUUUAGUGGUGCAUGGAUUUAGUGGUUCAAUUGCAAAUCUCAUAGUAUGGAUUUCACAUUCUUACCCCGCCCCCACCCCCAACCUCGCAAGCCAGGUUCUCUACUUCCGCUCCCUCCCCAACACGUUGGAGCGGGUUGGGGAGUGAAGCGGAAGUAGAGAACCUAGCUUGCGAGGUUGUCCCCCCCCCAAGUGCGCUGCUUCAUUCAGUACUUGCACGUACGCGCAAUACCUGAAUUACACACAUAACAAUCUCACAUCUUGUAACAAAUCUGCCAACAAGCCGUCAACAAGAUGUAUUCGCACUGCUUGUCACAAGUUGUCAACAGGUUUGGAACAAUUUGUUGACAACUUGUAAUAACCUUGUCGAAAUUAUCAGACUUGUUGCAAGGGUGUUCUGAUAAGUCCGUUACAUGAUUGAUAUAACAAGAUUGUCACAACCUUGCGUUUACGACCUUGUACCAUCCUUGUUAUAUCAUGGCUGUAACAAACUUGUUAACUUGUUAACGCAUUCUUGUAACAAGGUAGAUAAUGCCAUCAAUCGUGUUAAAAGUUGUUAACAGCUUGUUUCAACAGGCAUGCAGUGCGAACACAACUUGUUGACAGCUUGUGAACAAAAUUGUAACAGCUUGUUUGCAGACUUGUGACAACUGGUGCGUUUUUACGUAUGUAGUUGACCUAUUAAUUAUUGCCUUAUAAUUCUGUAAUUUAUUUGUAAAUAGUCAAAAGCUACUAUCACAUACCAGUUAGGAAAUGAUGUAAGAGAAAGUGUGUCUUUAUCAAAUUUCUCAGGAACUUGUCAAUUUCAGGAAACAAGCAAUAGACUGUCGAUCAAGUCGUCCAGCACACAACACUUAGUUAUAUAUAUCACAUUCAUUUUCAACAUCCCUCUCAUUUAUGACAAUGGUCGACGCAUAAAAUUUUUAAUUAGGUCUGUUGGAGGUUUUAGUAUAUUGAAAUUUCCAGCGGCAAUAAAUGAUAUCCAUUCCUUUAACUGUCCGUGAGCAGCUUCUAAAAAUGCAAUCACGAAUCCUUCGGCAAAGCGCUUUACCGCGUAGCCUAUACUGUAGUUAAGUUCAGUUCCAGCGCAUGAACUACAAGUUUUUUCUAUAUACUAAAACGACGCAAACGAAAACGCUUCAGCAUUCAAUUAUAUCGAACAAAAUCCAUGAAAUUCUUAUUUAUGUUUAUAUUUUAUUACAGCUGCUUGUCCUGUCAGUUGGCACAAGUACACAGAUAAUUGUUACAAGAAGUUCCCAGCAGCAUCUUGGAAUGAAGCUAGAUUAGCAUGUGAUCGUCAAGACGCUACAUUAGCGCAGAUAGCAAUGAAAGGUCUAGCAGAAAAUGAAUUUAUUAAGAAUAAGUUUGGAGGAGGCAAUUGGCUUGGUAUAUCUCGAUGUCAUGCAAGCAGCACAUGUCUCCUAGACUUUUCACCGGCCCUGUGGACCAACUGGGCAUCGGGUCAACCAGACAAAAAACCACAAUAUCUACCUGGUUUAGAUAAUAAGGAUUUUGCUGUUUUGAUACAAGCAGAUGGAACAUGGGCAGACCAACCGAAGUUGGAAAGGCAUGCUUAUAUAUGCGAAAAGCCAGGUACUUUACAGUCGAGUUACUAUAUGGCCUGGGUGCAUGCAAAAUAUUCCUGGACCAUAUAUUUCGCGCGCUAGGUCUACAAUAUUAUUUUGGAAAUUAUAUGAUAAUCUUUCUUUCUGUCUUCGUUUUAAAUCCACAAAUGAAGAUUUUCAUUUACAGUGCAGGAAUCGUCGUGAUGAAGGGGUAUAAUGUACAGACCUUCAAAAUGUCGUUGAAGUUGCCACAUACUCAUGCACUGUUUGAACAAAAACGAAUUUACAGCAUACAAUGUCAAUGCUGUAGUAUAAUAUUCGCCUGUAAGUUAGAUAUGAAACAAACUCUCAAUAUUGUUGGCCGAAAUCUGCAUGCAACCAAAUUGCUCCUCCUUUAUAUGUCGAUCCUAUACAUGCAAAUAUCUGACUGUUGCUAACUGUUCUCAUGCAUGAUGAUGUUUGAUGAUGGACGUUUUAUUUUUAGAGGAUCCUUGUGCAGAUAACUUUUGCAAUCCAGAUGGAAGCACAUGUGUAAAUGGAACUUGUCAGUGUAAGCCAGGGUAUUCUGGCGAAUAUUGCUAUAGUAAGUAAGGUUUAAAAAUUGUUCCAACGUGACCAUAGUAAAACAAUGGAAUUGUUUUAGAAAUGUGUGCAGUAUAGGUUAGGACAAAAGAAUAAAUAUCUCCGUUACCAUUCAACUUGGUUUUAGCAAAAGCUCUUCUAAUGGUUUGUUAUAAACUUGAGUUAUCCUCUUAAUGGUUUAAAAAAGAUGGUAAAAACUAUAUCACGUCUUACUUCUAAGAUUAGCGUAUUCUAUUAAAUUAAUGCAUGAAAACAUAUUGCAGGAAAAUAUUUGUGAUCAGGGUAAUCUCUUGCCAGUCAAACCAUUAAAAGCAUUGUAAGUUCUAUGCAGUCCUAUAGUAAUUCGAGAUAAGAACUAGGUUUAUCCAGUACUAGGUUUAUGCAGAACGAAAUCAGUACUAUGUUUAUCCAUUAUAUUUUUCUAUGUCGUAUCCAGCUCUGGGUACGACAUAAAAACUAAUAGAAAGAAAUUAAUAUAUAAUACGAAACACAAUUGUAAGAAUUUAUUGUGCAGUGUAUAUAAAUCUUGAAGUCAAUGUUUUUAUUUCAGUUGGACCAUGUGAUGCAGAUCCUUGCCAGAACGAAGGGACUUGUGAAGUGGUAAACGGAAAUUAUUCCUGUACAUGUGUUAAUCAUUAUUCGGGAAAAAACUGUGAAGGUAUUAAUCCAAGUCUUUGUUUCUUUGAGUUCUGCUUUUGCCACGUUGUUGUGUGUAUAUUUGAACUGUUACAAUAGAAUGCUAUAUAAUCGCAACGAAACCGCAUUUUCUCAACUAUAUAACACGGAAUCGUUCAACUCUUCUAAUUACAAAAUUGGGGGGAAAACACGGAGUAGAGCGUCUGCAUAUGACGUCACAGCUGCCAUGUACGUUGGUAUUCCAAUUCAAAAGAAUUAAAUUAGACUCUUUUGUUUGUAACACCAACAUGGCUGCCAUUUCUUUUGUUAAGCUGGUCCCUGGCGAAUGAGUACAAACGCUCCAUUGAACAAAACUAAAUUAAAUAAACUUGAACGAGAUUAAACAGAUUCUGCAAAUGAGAAAAAAAGGUAGACGACUUAUAUCGGCAUACAUUUAGGAGAAACUGUUGUUUUUUUCUAUGCGAACUGCAUAAGAAAUAGUAUAAGGGUUCCGUUUUUAAAUAAUAUAUGCGUUUGCGUUGGGUUUUGCAGCAAAUACAAUCGAUAGGCGUAAUCGGAGAUUUGACUGCGAAUCGAAAGGACGCGCUUUGCGUUAGGCUUAAAUUGGCGUUGAAUUAUGACACGUAGCUGUAUGAAUUUGCAUGCAUAUGAAAGGACCGUUCAACCAUUAUCGCUUUCCACUCAUUGCCACAACAGAAUUGUAAAUUACAGUAUUUUUGUUUAAGCAUAUUUUGCCUUCUCUGUGAAUCAAAAUAUAGGCCUAGAAAAGUACACUUAGGGGAAUAUAUUUUGAUGGACACAUCUGUAACUGUUUUCAGUGCCACCUCCUUGUAAGAGGAAAAAUCCAUGUGUAAAUGGUGUUUGUGAAGAUAUCAAUCCCGUUGAUUACAGAUGCAAAUGUAACCCUGGAUGGAUUGGAAAGAAUUGUGACGGUAUUAUUUAAAUUGCUCAUUUCUAGCUAAUUUAAAUUCAAAGCACGAGAAAAUUUGUAUAGCAAUAGCUCAAAAAAUCUAAAUAUUAUUUGUUUAUGAGAUGUCUGACUAGCGUGUAAACGUUUUAAAAAUGUAAUAUAAUAUUCUAAUUUCGUGCAUUCGUACCACAAAUUAUUGGUCAUCACCGAUGUCUAUUUGAUGAGACUUCCACUGCUGCUUCCGCUCCUAUAAAGGUAAUUCCGCAGUUUUGCAUUGCGCACUUUUACUGCGCACAUCUUAUAACUGAUAAUUUCAUUUAUUAUACGUACCGUGUAAAAUAAAAUAUCACUUUAUGACAAUUUUAUGUUACUGCAAAACAUCUUUGGUUACAUUCGUGCAAAGAAUUACGUUAAAAUCAAUGUUUUCAAAAAAGGCAUACAAAACUGUAACUAGGGUUCCUGUGUUUGUAGCAUAUUUAUUUACUUGUAUUUCAAGUUUUAAUGCCACAAUUCCCUAAUAAGAUGGGUGACCCCCGUUUUUUAACUGGUAAUUUAUAUCUUUAAUGCAUUUUACAUUUCAUAUCCGAAAUUGAAAGAAAAAUCAUUUCUGGAUCAAUGCACGUUUCUAAAGAAAGAUAUGCAAAGAAAUGUGCAAAAGACAUUUGUGGAUCAGAAUUGUACACGUUAGAAGUUUCAUUUUGCUCGAAACACAAUAGUUUUUCAAAAUUAAUUACAAGAUAGGUUUACUAAAGCAAAAUACUCGCUAAAAACGUCAUUAAAUAUCGGGCUGUUGUGAGUUUGCUGUUACUCGUAAUGAGCGUCAAGAUGGCGCUAUAUUGGGGUAAAGGUGGUAUAUUGCGAUUGUCAUAUCUUCUUAACGAGUUCGGCAACCCCAACUUUUUUGUGUGAUUUACUUUAAGUAUGUCAUAAACUCCAUGCCUGGGAAAUUUCAGUACAUUUUCGUUUCGGGAACAAUUACUGCGGAAUUACCUUAACCAGCCAGAUAUGUUUAAUAUGACCAAUUAACCAAUCAAUGACGUAUUAAACUGGGGGACGAUUAUAAGGUACUUUCCAGAUACACGCUCAGAUUAGCACCUCACCACCUGUCUAUGUUGCUUUCCAUGUUGGACUACUGAUAAAUUCGUGUAAAAAACAUUGCACACGAAUAAAACCAAGAAUAAAAUCCAAGGAUGUCUUCAAUUGAAAGAAAAGUUAAUAUACAUUGCCGCCAUUUCGCUAUUAUUUAUUUCGUUAUGUAUUUAGUUUCGGUUUGUAUAAGCCGAACAAAAACCCUGAAGACAAAACAAAGAAUAAAAUACUGAUUGACGCAAUUUGUGAAGUGAUAGUUUUGUAUAAGAACAAAGCUAGUUUCGUUUAAAUUGUUAAUUAAAGAUGAACAAACUAUGGCUACAACUCCUGCUAAAGUUACUGUAAAACAUGUUUUUAUUUUUCAGAGCUAGCCAAUUUCUAUCAUUAAUUAAAAAAUUGUUAACUUUCAUAAUACACAGUAAUUCGAACAUCUCCAUUUGUUUCCAUAUUAUAGAACGGCCAUGCGACAGACGACCCUGCAAUAAGGCAAAGAAAUGCGUAAACAAAGGGUUUUCGUACGAGUGUGUCUGUUUGAAAGGCUGGACAGGCCCAAACUGUGAGAAAGGUAUGGAUUAUACACUGACACAUGUAUUUUAUUGCGUGUCAAAACGAUCUCAGUAACUCCAUUAAAACACUCGUCUGCGGUUUUAUUUUACUAUUGGACUGGAAUAAUUUGAUAGCACCCCCCCCCCCCCGUUCACAAAUAGAACAAUGUUUGACGUACUUACUUCAGUCAUAUUGCAGGUACGCAAUCUACUAGAGUGAAAGGUGGGUAAAGGAGGGUGAUACUUAUGUGAUAAUGCGAAAAUUUGUCAAAUAAACGGGGAGGGUGUCCGUCUGAAUGAACUUGAUCAAAGAAACUUAUUUCGUUAAAAAAAUUCGUUCAACAGAGUAGGUCAACAGAGUAGUCAUAGCGCGGUCAACAGAGUAGUCAUACGCGAUAACAGACUAUUAAUGUACUGUACCUGGCCAACCUCACCUCGACAUGAGAAAGCCAUGAAUGCAUGGUUUGCAACAUAAUAUUAGAUCAUUUUCGCAACAAAAGGCCAAAAAGCUUAUAACUUCUUUAAUUAAUCUUUGCAUUUACAUUGCAAGAUAAAUUGUUUGUCAGAUGCAUUAUGCACCUUUAGAGAAAGUAGGUCUCCAGUAUACAUCAGCCCAUUCCAGGACUGAUAAUAUGAAGUAACUUGUCCUGAUAUUUCGUUCUCCAACAUGCAGUCAGCGCAUUUGUUGACAAUUUCACUCAAAGCUAAUCAGAAUGCGUAAUUGGUUACUGUAGGUACUUUCCCUGCGAGCACAGGAAGCCUACUUCUGGUAAAAACAUACAUUUGAACAGAAAAGCUAGGGUAAAAUAAAGCGUCAAGUUUGUUAGGAUAACAUUUUUUUAUUGGAUUCAACAUGACAAGGUAAAAUAUGAAAUUUUCUGAAAAUUUGCUGUUGGGAUUUGCGUUUUAUUGACUAGUUCUAAAAUUAACGGCGUUCGAACUUUCGCUCUUUUUAUACGCCGCUGUUCGAAUGGGGCAUUUAAAACUAUGCAAUAAAACGCAAAUCCCAACGGCAAAUUUUUACAAAAUUUUAUAUUUUACUUUGUCCCGUUGUAUCGAAUAGCAAUAAAUAAAAGUCUUGAUCUCUCAAAGCUUUAUUUAAGAUACUAACUUUUCUGUUCAAGUGUAUGUUUUUGCCGGAAGUUGUAACCAAUUACGCAUUCUGAUCAACAAAUGCAUUGAUUCGUCGAGAACGAAAUCCCCCCGUGUUCGCGGAGCGCCGUUCCGGGCGUGAGUCCGAGGCUAGGGCACUAAAUCCUCCCGACUACUUAAACCCGAUGAAAGGAAAGUAUUAACGAAGUCUAAAGCGGUGUCAAGAUCCACGGUGUAUGGGUGGACUUUCUCACUGAUUUAAAAAAAAUUGCUGCUUGCAAGCAGUUGGAUAAGCAAGUUUCAAUUUUUAACAAGAAAAUACAUGCAUGCAGACACCCCUCGCCUUGCAGACGAAACCAUUGUAUUUUGCGAACAUGAAGUAUUUAAAGUACUUGUCAUGAUAACACGAUAACUUUAAAAGUAAAGGAUAAUCAAUAAAGCAACACUAAAAUUAUGUGCUGUCGAGUUCAUUUAAAAAGCUUUUAAUCAAUUAUAAAGCAAAUAUUUAAAACAAACCUACCUUCGAUCAGCUUUUAAACAAUUAUAAAGAAAAUAUUUAAAGCAAACCUACCUUCGCUAAUGUCAGCGCCUUUUCUCCCUGCUUUUAGCCAUUCUUUCGCCUUUAUUUUCUUAAAAAGCUUUUAAAAUGCACAAAAUCCUGCAAAAAUGAAAUAUAUUUGCAAGAAAUGUUAGAACUCAUCAAAUCAAGAAAUGUUUGCUAUUUCGCUGUCGUCGUGCAGUCGUUAUAAUGCAAAUUUUAAAUUUGACCAAUCAGUGUUCGCUAUUCAUGACAGUCCGCCAAUUUUUUUAGAUCAGUGAGGAUGACCACUCACCCAACACCCAAGCACCGUUGGUCACCCACACCGUUGGUCACCCACUUCAGACUUCGCUCGCCCGGGGUUUACGCCCGAAACGCCGCUCCGAAGUGAGAUAAUCAAGACUUCGAUGACUUAGAAAAUUGUUUCAUAUACAACGAGCUUUAAAGCAAAAUAUGUUUAAAGAAAUUAGAACAAUUGAUUUAUUAUGGGAAAUCGUGAAAUAAUAGGGCAAGUUUGCUCCGAAUGUUCAAUGUUUAUGAAUUUUGUUUUUUAACUCUUUGCAUAAAACCGUUGUCUUUUCCAACGAAGCUAUGAGUUUCCUAAAAGCAUAUUAAUUCAAAGAUGGAACUCAAAUUGCCCAACAAUAUGAACUGGUUAUAUAUUUUUCAUUAUUUAAAAACUGCAAUUUAUCGGCAAUUGUACUCUAAUAUUUGAAUGAGCAUUCCAAAACAUCAAAACAUUCAAGGCAAAUUUUACCUUAAAAUAAAGUUUACAAAAUGCAAAAUAACAUACCUAAUUACAGUAUGUAUUUCGGAAAUUCAAUGUUGUAUACUUAAAAGUACUAAUAUUAUAUACAAAAGUGUAUAAGAAAGCUAUCGUGUUGUCAUGGCAACGUUAGUUUGCGUGCAGUGUUGCUAAUUUCCCAAUACUUCAUGUUAAAUCAAUGUUUGGAAAAUAUAGGCAACGGGUUGCUGCAUGCAUGUAUUUCUAGCAGUUUCUGAUUAUUUUAAUGAUAGUGUGUAUUCUUCAUAGUGGGCAAUGCUGGCGGCGACCCACACUAUUUCACGUUCGACAGGAAGAGGUAUGAUUUCAUGGGAAAAUGUGAAUAUGUUUUCGCCAAAGAUUGUAGCGAAGAACGCGCUUUUGAAGUUUAUCAGCAAAAUGAACCAUGUGGUUCUGGCACUGUCAGCUGCACCAAGACCAUUAAGGUUCUAACGCAAUCAAUGGAGGUUACUAUGGAGAGACAGGGAAUUAUUUAUGUCGAUGGAAUUCGUGUAAAUCUUCCGUGGAAAAAGUCAGGUAACAAAUUAAUGUAUUGUAAUAAUGUUUCAAUGAAUCCAGUUAGUACUGAAUUGCAAUAUUAAGAGACAUGAUUUAAAAUAAUCCAACCAAUUAUAGAUUGAUAAUUUGUAUUCUUAAGAUUUCGUUGUGCGUCAAAAUUAGUUGCAUAUAGAUUACGCAAUCCCAGGGGUAGUUGCCUGAUUUUGAUAUUUUUCGUUCUCUCCGCCCACAAAACAGGAUCGGAUAUUAAAUACUUUUUUUCCAAUAUUUCGGAUAAAUUCAACAAGAUUACAAGUGUAUGGACAUGAAAUCGUGAUUCAGUUUUAUAAAAAGUACACAUGCAGAUGAGCGACUUUCAAAAUUAUAAAUCCAUUCUAAAAAUUUGCAAAUAAGUUGGAAAAAUAUUUCUACAAUUUGUUAAAAUUGCAGUAUUGGUGUCGCCACCUUAAAUCAUUCCAGCAGGCAAAUGGUUAAUUAGUCAUUCUAAUCAGUCAAAUAUAGAAAUGUAACUAUUAGUUUCAAACUGUUCUUAAAGAAAUUAAUUUACAUCAAAUUAAUGAAUUAAACUAGGCUCAAAUACGACAAUCACCAGAUGGUCACGAGGUGCGUUAAUGGAUGUUCCCGAUCUCUUAUUUUCGGUACGCUGGGAUGGAUCUUACGCCAUCUACGUAAAAAUCAACCAACGCUAUGAAAACCGGACGUGUGGUUUAAUGGGAAAUGCCGAUAGCAAUCAAAACAACGAUUAUCGACUUCCCGACGGAACUUUUACCAACGACAUUUCAAAGUUUGCAAACAGCUGGAAAACAAAUCCUAAGUGUGCAAAUGGCCUUGUACCACCUGAACAAUGUGAACAACUUAGUGCUUCGGAAUACAAAGAUAUAAAUGAAAGGUGUGCUAAAAUGAAACAGUCACCAUUCCGACAAUGUAAUAGCAGAAUCAGACCAGAAACUUCGUACAUUCGUAACUGUGAAUAUGAUAUGUGCGCCAUGAAAGGCAAUCGUCUGGGUGCGUGGUGCCAAAUUUUGGAAAAAUACGACAGAGCUUGCAGUUCAAGAGGUAUCAAAAUUGAUUGGGAAGGAAAGCCUGGCUUUGAAGUGUGUGGUAAGAUGCACAUUUAUUCAUAUAGAUUCAUGAUAUACUUUAUUACAUAGAAGUCAACUUGGCUCAAUUUUUCAGAAGGAAAGCAUUUUUAUUAAGAGUACUUUUCUCGCUUUUGCAAUUAAUGCUUAAUUUUGCUUUAUAUAUUUUGGACGUAUGGCAAAUAAAAUUUGACACAUAAAAAUUGUUGGGUGAAAGACACAAUUUGCCAUUUUUGGGCAAUUAUUCAAUAAUGUCUUAUUAACCGAACGCACGGUCUGUACAAAGAAACAUCGGACCGGGUGGUCUUUUUUAUACAGACCGAGCUCGUAGGGCGAGGUUUGUACAAAAAGAGUGUAGUACGAUAUUUCUCUGUACAUACAAAACAAGCGAGGUCAAUAAAAGUUUUAUUAUAUGGCAUUUAUACUUGAAACAAACAAGAAAUGCAUGAUUUGAAGCCUUUCAUAUUAGUACCAUAUGAUACAGAUUUGGUCGAAGAAAACAAAAAAUACGAAUGUUUGCUUCUUUUCCAAUGAACUCCUUUCGCAUGAGAUACUGUGUUAAUAACAAAAUUAAAUGAUAUUUUUUAAUUAUUAGUUUUGCUCUUUUGUUUUAAAAUACAUUCGUUUGUUUUUAAGUAAUGGCCCGCCGGUAUACUACGGGAAAAUAAUAGACCGCUGAAAAUGCUUCUUAGCCAAUCACAGUCCGCCAUUUCACCGGAGGUAAAGCUUGCCAUGUAAUAAGUAAGAUUUAAUUACCGAGAAUGAGGUUUCUCGGCGAGAUGCAACCCGAGAGGCGUGACCAAAGAAAGCGUCCCCAGAGCCGUAGGCUCGAGGGAUGCUAAUUCUGAGGGUUACGCUUCCGGGAGAUGUACCUCAAUAAGAAACCAACGUUCGAUGUAAUUAACCAAUUUAGUCAAAUUUGUAAGGAUUGACACACAAUAAAAUCUACUUUUUUGUUCUAUGUACAUAUAUUGAAUUAAAAGAAUAACGUUUGUUACCAUGGGAUCCACAUGAAAAUGAGAUUCGAACCGUUUUAUGAAAUUGUGAAUGCGUUUGAACUAUGAACGACCUAUGUAUCGACAAAGAACAAGCUUCCAGGCAACCUGAAUCAAAUAAAAAUUAAGACUUAUGGAAAGAAAAUUGACUAGAGAGAGAGAGUCUUAGAAAACGCGUAUUGAGCGUACACAGUUACGUAUGCAUGGGCAGUUCGUGUUUGGAAAGAGUGGGCUGAAAUAAGAAUUAGCUAUAGCCACAGUUAAUAAAAUACAUGGUUUGGAGACUCGAUGAAACUACAAUAUAACUCAUUAACUAUGUUGGUUUCGGUUUAUGCAAGAAUUUGGGCGUAUCUCGUCACGUGUGUAUUGUAUUUUUUCCCGCACAACCAAUAGCAAUGUUUAAAUUGAGCAUUUGUUCAAGUUACGGAUGGAUAACUCAACCACAAACUUGUUAUUGGUUAUUUGAGCGAAAAUACAAUACUCACGUGCGAGACAGGACCAAAUUCUUGCAUAAAGCUGGACAAUAAUAUAGUUAAUGAGUUAUAUUGUACUCCCAUCGACUCUCCAAACCAUCUAUUAAAAUAACUGUGCUAUAACGAAGAUUUGUAUGCGCUUAGCAAAGCAAAGAUUUUAAAUUUGUGCUCAAUUGGGUUUUAUUUGGGUAUGAAUCUAAAAGCAAAUGGUAGAAAUUUGAUAUCUCUAUUGGGAAAAGUGGGUUUGAUGAAUUGAGUUGAAUUAAAUUGGUGAUUAAAUAUUCAGCGGUUUUGUAUAGUUAAAACCCGCUUUCUGCGGGGGUUUUUUUAUGAUGCAUCACCUUCAAAAUCGAGUUUUGUAUAAAUAAAACACGGCUAAUAAUUAUUUAGUCAUUAAUUCAAAUCAUCAACUCCGCCUUUUCCUGUAGAGGUAUUAAAUGCUCUCCCUUUGCUUUUAGAUUCUUAUCCUAAUAAAACCCUAUAAAAACAAUAGAAAUUCCAAAAAUUUGAUCUAAUAUCGAGAAAAACGGAAUUUAAUAGGUACCAUUUCAAAACUGAUAGUGCCAUUAAAGUUGUGUAUAUCAAAACGAUGUACCUGUCUGCUAUUUAUAAUUUUAAAAAAUUUUUUAAAGAAAUAAAAUGCCUCUAAACGUCCUUCAGCCGGCUUCUCAUCCUACAGCAGUGAAGGAUGCGUUGUUGCAGCAAGUUUAAAAUUUUUAAAAAUCUUUUAAUUAAGGAAAUAAAAUGCUUUUAAACGUCCUUCAGCUGUCUUCUCAUCCUACAGCAUGCAGUGAGGGAUGCGUUGUGACAGCAAGUUUAUUAUUAGAUCAGUAAUUUUACCGCACUCCAUUUCAAAUUAGAGCACAUGGCCGUACUAAUAAUGCUCUACUUCAAUUGUAGGCAAUCCUUGUGCCAAUAUACCUUGCUUUAAUGGAGCGACAUGUAAGAAUAUUAACAGGAAAGAAUUUAAAUGUACUUGUCCAAAAGGGUUCAGUGGACCCACCUGCAAAAAUGUCGGUAAGUAUGACGUAGUUAUAUAUCAUAUCCCAAGGACGGGGUUAGCACUUGUAUAAUGCAGACUUUCAGAUAUUUUAUGUAAUAUUUCAAAUCCGACUAAGAGGGCUGGACUAGAUUUCCAGCCCGCAUGGCGAAGGCGAGAACUGGAUCCAAAUGCAAGGCUAGGAUUUGAAAUGAUAUCUUAUAGGAGUAAAUCAAUUCUUAAAGUGAGGUGUAUCAAUUUUGAUCCAGUCCAAGGACAGAAUUAAUUUUGAUCCAAACCUAGCACUGAAUCAAUCUAAUUCACAUGCAGGUAUCCAGUACUAUCAUGUGAUAAAAAUAAAGCAAAUAUUGUCGGCUAAUUUACUUAUGAAUUAUUCAUAGUGCAUUUAGUAAUCAUGAGCCGGGGUAGGGGAUACUUUUAGAAUUCUAUAGCCACAUAACAUAACACUAGCUACUAGCAAAACUGGUAUCUUUUGAUGCUGAAUUAAGAUCAACAAGUUUGUUUAUGGCAUUCAGUAUAUAGUUCAUAAUUUCCAGUCUUAAUUAUAUACGAAGUUGUUUUUGAAUUUUGGUUCACUUUUUACCUUCCAUUAUUCGCUUUUGGUUUUGUACUUUAUUGUUUUAAUUAAUCUGCGUAUAGGUUUUUUCUGGAUUCCAGUAUUAUAAAUACUUUCUUUCUUCCAUUCUGUUUAAAGAGUGCAAAUCUGGAUAUAUCUCCCGUGGCAAUCUUUGCUACAAGAGGAUGGGCAGGCGUCCAUGGAUUGUCGCUAGAUGCCGACCAGGGGAUAGUUUCGUGUCGGCAGAAAACCAGGAUGAAAAUCAAUUUAUUUACGAGAAAUUUGUGAAGACAUCAAGAAAAUCAUUCUGGAUGAAUGCCCGCGUCUGUGCUGCAGGGAAGCUAUGCGACCAAACGUUUGGCCCAGUAUUCUAUCAUAAUUUUGGAAGAAAAGUUUUGAAUACAGGAUGUGUUGAAAUGCCGUAUGGCAAGAAUGGGAAAUGGACAGCGAAGAAUUGCAAAGCGGCUUCUUAUUAUAUUUGCAAAUACGGUUAGUAGUUGCAUCUUACAUAAUGUGUUUCCGGUGAUAUAGCUACGAAGCUUGCGGUUUUGUUUAGCUCGCUUGUGACGAAACCACAGCAAUAGAGGAAAUUCCGAAAAUUAAUAUACCUCGCAUUGAAAUAUGGUGAGGAAAGACAUCUCACUGUUCAUCAAGGUGUUAGUUUCAAUAAUACUGACUACAGAGUCUAUUUAAAAUUCUUUUGAAUUAGAACGCCAACACAGCGACUGUAACGUCAUGAGCAAACGAUCUAUCUAUCAUUUCGUUCCAACUUUACUACUUGAGAAAACUGCAUUCAUUUUGGUUUUCCGUUUUUUAACAACAAACUUGACAUUCAUAGUAUCGAAAGAUGCGUAGCUAUUCAUCCACAAUACCAAAUUUAUUAUUUCAUCUUUGUUUGAAAAUAAUGCCGAGCACAUAUAUCAGAAAAAUGAUCUGCUGUUGACUUUUUGCCGAUUCCUUAAUUUUAUUAAUUCUUUUAAUGUUUUGUUCAUUGCUGACCCAACUUCUUGAAAUUUCCUAAAAAUACCAAAAAAAACGAAAUUCUUUGCCAAUUCAGUUCACAAUUCAAAAAUAUAUGAUAUUUUGAAAGAAGUCAUCUUUUCAUUCUUCGAAAAUCUGUAGUUUUCAAUGGCUUUGAUUCCCAUCAGUGACGCAUUUAAUAUUUCGUAUGCUAAGUUUUUGAAACAUUUCAUGAUUAUACAACAUCACCAAUAUUGAGGUGAAUAAUUGCUUUAGCAUAUAUACCAUAAUUAAACAAAACUAUUUUUAAAAGAAUUUAUAUUUCAGCCCUAUAGCUCCGGUAAUAGUUGUAAACAAAACAGCAUUUACUCGCUUCCUGUAAAAUUAUUCUUAUAAUGUAACUUAUCGUUUUGUGCAAAAGUUUGCUCGACGUGGGUACCAAAAAGUACCGAAUAACCAAGCAAAAUGCAGCCCAUUAUCUUUGCUUUCUUUUAUCUUGCAGAAAAGUUUUGA